Molecule: messenger RNA, 990 nt
Organism: Pyricularia oryzae 70-15
Lineage: Eukaryota; Fungi; Ascomycota; Sordariomycetes; Magnaporthales; Pyriculariaceae
Exons: 2
Coding region: 105-497 (130 amino acids)
Biological process (GO): translation
Cellular component (GO): ribosome
Molecular function (GO): structural constituent of ribosome
Source: RefSeq, a predicted model, not a curated record
CCGACGACCGCAGCCUCAAACGCUCGUCCGAAAAACCAACAACCACCCACAAAACACAAACCACUCCCAAUUCCGAAUCGCCCAACCGGCAAUUGAACACCACCAUGUCCGGGAUGGCGAUCCUCGGCAAAGCCCCGAGGGUGGGCACAUCCCUGCUGCUUUCGAGGUGCGCGCGCGCAACUCCCGCUGUUGGCCACAAGGCCUGCCUGGUGCAGCCGCAGCAAACCCGAUCGCUGUGGCACAGGACACCGACGACGACGACUGCAUGCAACGGCAGCAGCAGGAUCAACAGCUUGCUGAGCGCCAGGCCCAGGGUCGGGGCGGUGCAGACCGCCCUGCGUCAGCUGCAGCAGGCGAGGGGGAUGAAGCUGCGUAGUGCUAUUACGAAGCGUUGCGAGCAUUGCAAGGUCGUUCGGAGGAAGCGUGGAAAGAGGCAUCGGGGUUACCUCUACAUCAUCUGCAGCGCCAACCCGAGGCACAAGCAGCGCCAGAGCUGAGACGACACGUCGAAUAUAUAUCGAAAUGUUUCCUUUUAUAGCGAGAUUUCUCUUGAAACCAACGAGAAGGCUGUGGCGGUUCGCGACUGGGCAAUUGCAGCAUACCCCAUGAUUCCAAACAGACCAGCCAGCGAUGUUGGGUGGUUGAACGGGCCCGGGGCAGGAAUGGGCGAAAUGUACGAUACGGACGGUCUGGAGCCUACCCUCGACUCGGGGCGCCUAGGCUCGGAUGAUAAAAUCUCACACGCAAGUGAGCUGUAUAUAUACAAAUAUAUGAUCAACGUCUGGAGUCGAGCUCAUAACAUAGGUGGCAAUACCGGACAGAUGGCCAUGUCUAGACUCUGGAGGAAAAAAACAAACAUAGACGAAUGAUCACCCUGGACACGGAUAUAGUUGCUUAAGGGGGGACAUGCUAUUGUGUAUUAUAUGUGUUUGACUAAGUGCUAUGAUGAUUUUUGGUUGACUGAACGCUCUAUGCUGCCCAACAUGGUCC